Molecule: messenger RNA, 453 nt
Organism: Cynocephalus volans (Philippine flying lemur)
Lineage: Eukaryota; Metazoa; Chordata; Mammalia; Dermoptera; Cynocephalidae
Product: large ribosomal subunit protein uL24-like
Exons: 1
Coding region: 16-453 (145 amino acids)
Biological process (GO): ribosomal large subunit biogenesis; cytoplasmic translation
Cellular component (GO): cytosolic large ribosomal subunit
Molecular function (GO): structural constituent of ribosome; RNA binding
Source: RefSeq, a predicted model, not a curated record
GUGGCAGCGGCCAAAAUGAAGUUCAAUCCCUUUGUGACUUCUGACCGAAGCAAGAACUGUAAAAGGCAUUUCAAUGCACCUUCCCACGUUCGCAGGAAGAUUAUGUCUUCCCUUCUUUCCAAAGAGCUGAGACAGAAGUACAAUGUUCAAUCCAUGCCCAUUCGAAAAGAUAAUGAAGUUCAGGUUGUGCAGGGACACUAUAAAGGUCAGCAAAUUGACAAAGUAGUCCAGGUUUACAGGAAGAAAUAUGUCAUCUACAUUGAACGGGUGCAGCGGGAAAAGGCUAAUGGCACAACUGUCCAUGUGGGCAUUCACCCCAGCAAGGUGGUUAUCACUAGGCUAAAACUGGACAAAGACCAAAAAAAGAUCCUUGAAUGGAAAACCAAAUCUUGCCAAGUAGGAAAGGAAAAGGGCAAAUAUAAGGAAGAAACAAUUGAGAAGAUGCAGGAAUAA